AAAACAUAAAACGAAGAAGAGAGGGUACGCGUCGCUCGCGCAGCCAUGUCAACGCUCGAGUGUUUUGUUUAUGAACUCUCGCUACUCUUGGCCGAAUAAAUCACACGUAGACCGGGGAAACUACCGGAAAGUCGCGCCGAUAAAACAGAUACUGGGUGGUUUCGAGGUGUGUGGGGGGCGGGAAAAGAGGAACGGUCUCAGACCCCUUCCUAUACUGUAGUUAGGUGACGGUGAAAGGUGUGGUGCACUGAUUGAUUAUACUGAACCCAAGAAUCACAGAGUUACUACGGGCAGUUACGCGAGCCGGCUUUCCUUCAUUGCGCAUUUUGGCAUUAUUAUUUUAAAUAUCCGAAGUGCAUUUCUGACCGGCUUUAGACGUCAGCUGGUCAUUUGACCGGCAGGUCGUUUGAGCGCCAAAAGGGACAAGCUUUUGACUUUACGUAUGACGUCACUCCCCGGCAAAGCUACGCUAACGUUAGCACGCUAACGUAGCUAGCUAAAUGACAGACUUCGGGGAUGCCUGCAGGUGGGAGUACCUGGACAGCGACCCAGGACGGACCGGAAGAUACAUUUGAUAAGCCCAAUAAAAAAAAGUCCAAGAAGAAAAACCCCGAAAACAAAGAGAGCAUUGUGCUUCAGACUCUCAAGAACCUCCAUCUCAGGAAGGACGGCGAGUCAGAUGACGACGAUGCGCAUCAUCCGCAACACGACGACAACCAAUGUGAAACAGCCACAAACGUUAACAACGACGAGGUUACUCCGCCAUCGAAAGCCAAGAGGAAGACUAAGAGGGAACUUCCCAGCCGGCCUUUGCCCGACAACGUCGCCGGCUCAGAAGCGGAUGGCGUACAGAAGGAGGCGAGACGCGGGAGUAAGAAAGGCAAACGGAAAGAGGACGCCAAGGGAGAUGAUGACAAGGACGGUGAGGACCUGCUGCGGGAGUAUCAGCAGCAGAUGGCGCCAGAAGCUGAAGAGCCACAAGGGAGUGAGGACGUAGGGAAGAAGAAAAAAAAGAAGAAACUGAAAUCUGCCGCCUCCGAGUCAGAUGUUGGGGAUCAUGACCAGGACGGUGAUGUGGAAAGUGACUCCAAGGAGAGGAAGAAGAAGAAGAAGAAAAAGUCAACAGCCGAGGUGCCGAAGAAGCCUGACCUCGAUGGAAAUGACGGCCUGGUGCUGGGGGUCUAUGUGCACCGGACAGAUGGCCUCAAGACGGACUUGCGCGUCUCGCAUCCCAUGGUGAAGGUCCACGUGGUGGAUGACCUGACGGGCCAGUACGUCAAGAAGGAAGACAGCCAUCGCCCCGUGUCGUCGUUUUACGAGCGAGACACGGUGGAGCACAUCCUACCCAUCAUGACGCAGCCAUUUGACUUCAAGAAGAACAAGUCGGUCGUCCCCGAGUGGAAGGAGCAGAUCAUCUUCAACGAGCCCUUUGCGCACUUUGUCGGCCGGGAUCCCGAGAGCCCGAAAGUUGUCCUCUUCUUUGAGAUCCUGGACUUUCUUACCAUGGAGGAAGCCAAAGCCAACGUUGAUGUUGCCACCCCUGAACGAGGAUUCAGAAAGAUCGCGUGGGCUUUCCUGAAGCCAGUUGGCGCCAACGGCGUGCUGAACACGGGCAGCAAAAUCCGCCUGCAGCUCUACUGCCCGCCCACGUCGGCCAGAAGGCAGCCUCGCACCAUCGAGGUGCUGGAGUGGUGGCGGCAUUACCCGCGCAUCAAAUACGCGUCCACCCUCUAUGUCACAGUGAAAGGCAUCAGACUACCUCGGCACGUGGACCCCAGCGUGCGUUCCAUGAUGGCGCUGCAGGAGGAGCGAGGCAGCACCUCCUACAGCGAGCUGCAGGACGUCGCCACCAAAAGGACGUCCACGCCCAACGUGGAAGGGAAGGGCGCUCCAGCGUUGAAGUGGAGCAGAAUACCCGGCCAGGUGUGUCGGAUUCCCAACAAGCCCAUGCUGGCCUUCCGCGGAGGUCAAAUGGGCUGCCUGACGGUGCUCUUCUCUCACGCCGGGACGCUUCUCGCCGCCGCGUGCGCCGACAGGGAUUUGUUCCCCGUUGUAGUGUUUGAGAUUCCCUCCGGGAAAGCCUUGGCUGCCUUCACCGGCCAUCUUAAAAUCGUGUACGAACUCUGCUGGUCCGCCGACGACAGACGUCUUUUGUCCGUCUCGUCCGACGGAACCGUCAGGGAGUGGGAUGUGGAGCAGUUCCUCCCGACGGCACGGAAGGUUCUGCCGCACCCUUCCUUCGUGUACUCGGCCCGGUACCAUCCGGCGGCGCAGCAUCUGGUGAUCAGCGGCGGCUACGACGGCGUCCUCCGAGCGUGGAGGCUCGACGUCGACGACAUCAACGGCCUGCUCCUGCGCGAGUUUGAGGCCCACGGCGGUUUCGUCAACAGCAUUUGCUUUGACGCCGAAGGACACAGGAUGUUCUCGGCGGACAGCGUGGGAAGCGUCAUCAUGUGGAAGACUUCGCUCGGCGAUGGCGAGCAGCAGCCUUGGCAUCACUGGUGUGUGGAGAAGAUUCACGCCGAGGCUGACCUCAAGGGGAUCCCCAUCAACAUGCUGCAGGUACAUCCGACCGGCCGCUGCCUCCUCAUUCAUGCCAAAGACAACGUCCUCAGGAGCUUGGAUCUGAGAGUCAUGACAAUGAAAAAGUUCACGGGAGCCACCAACCAGCGCGAGAGGCUCAACAGCACCUUCACGCCGUGCGGCAGUUUCAUCUUCUCCGGCAGCGAGGACGGCAUGGCGUACGUUUGGAACGCGGAAUCCGGCGACCAGGUCGCCGUGUACUCGGAGCUUUGCUACAGCUCGCCCUUGUGCGGGGUGUCUUUCCACCCUCACGAGAACAUGGUGGCCUUCUGCGCCUUUGGGGAGAGCCAGCCCGUGCAACUUUACCUUCAUGACCGCAAAGUGUCCCAAUUGGACGCGCUCGGCAUGAAGGAGCUCAGGCCGCCGUCAAACACGCCCGAACCGGUUCACAGCACGUCGGAUUCCCUCUCGGUGGACCAGCUGAGCCAAGCUACCAGGCUGGCGUUGAAAAUGCAGCGAGUCAAAGAGCAAAUGGAUUCCGUCCUUGAUCCACAUCGCGGGUCUUCAUCUUUUGAACCAGGAAGGAGUCUUUUUUCAGACGUCAGCACGAUGAGAUCCAACGCCUCACUCCCUCCUCUCCUGGGCGGCUUCAGUCCAGUCGGGCUACAUCGGAAGGGAACGUCGUCGUCGAGGCUUCACAUGUCGCUUCCGAGCUAUGAGCCUCCUGCGGACUCGUCUCACCACGUGGUGGUGUCGCUGUAUGACUACAAGGCCAGCCGCUCGGACGAGCUGACGUUGCGCCGCGGCGACGAGAUCCGCGUGCUGUAUAAGGAUAAUGACAAUUGGUGGUUCGGGAGCCUGGCGGACGGGCAGCAGGGUUACUUUCUCGUCGCCUACGUCGCUGAUCCGAGAGACUCCGGCGAAGAGGCGGCGGCGGCGGACGCGGCCGUUGAGAGGAUGACAUCGACCAGGAUUUCCACUGCGACGACGACUCCCGGGGAACUGCGCUUUCUCUCUGAGCCCGCCCUAACCGACACCGAGCCCGAGUUGUUGGAAGCCAAACUUCAAAAGAAAAAGAAAGUGAAGAAAAAUGCCGAAAGGCGACCGCCGCCACCACUGCCCGUGUCAUCUCAGGACACGUUUUCCAACCCGGAUGUCGGAACAGAGUCGGCAGACAAAGUCCGACCCAGUCGCCGUCCGCUUCCGAAGAGACCGACCAAGAAGCCCGGUGCUGCUGUGCGACUCGACCCAUGACGGAAGGCCAAGCCUCCUUGGAUGGCGGCUGCCCACUCGAAGCUCAGCCGCUGUGUGAUGACGCCGCCCAUGGUGGGCCCGUAAAACAUCCUGGAAACGGGGCACAAGCACAUUUCUGGAUGUUUUUUUUUUUUAAUCAGACCUGACAAAACAGGCUUCUGUGUACACUGAAACCUCGCAUAUUUUUGCCAAUCGUGUGGAUUUUAAUGCUUUUUCAUGACAUCUCAGAUUUGUUUUUAGUUUUUUUUCCAUUGCCCAGGCCCGGCUAAUUUCCUGACUAAACGGGCAGCUGUAUAAAAUUGAAGCUUUAUGAGGUUUGCCGUGAUGUGGAUUUUUUAAAUUCAGACGUUGAACUCAGUGUGGUGUGUCGUCGGCAAAGAAAAUUAGCCAAUCGUGUGGACUUUUAACACUGACACGUUGCUUUCCCCCAUCGUGGACAGACCCGACUAGUUUACUUGCUAUAUGGACUGUUGUGUAAAUUUGAAGCCUUUAAUGGCCUGAUUCCAAACUCGAUUGAUCUGAUCCGAUUAGUUUACGGGCUAAUCAGGCUCCUGGUUCUGUAUAAAUGGAACGCAUGGUGAAUGUUGACGAUCAUAUGGAUUGUUCGUGCUCCCACGUCACGAUUACGCAAUUCUACCUCUAAUGAUCAAACCCGACUAGUUUGCCAAUUCUUUCAUAAUUUGAAUGUAUUCUUUUUUUCCACGCUCUGCACCUUGCGUUACCCAUUUCCCAAUCGACCCCAUUCGUUGUACUAGACUCACCCCAUAGACCAAACGGCUCCGAAUAAGCCCGACACCAUUCCGAGAGUGCUCAGUCCCUCCUCAAAACCGUUGUCACUGCAAGAGAGAAGGAACACGGGGCAAUCAAAGAACGACCUUCCCUCAACCUUGGCAGUGUAAAAACUGUGAAAAUGAUGCCCCCGGCCACUGACUAGGCGC
This is a messenger RNA of Hippocampus zosterae (dwarf seahorse), 4715 nucleotides long. It is a transcript of the gene ahi1, whose product is annotated as Abelson helper integration site 1. The transcript is spliced from 25 exons. Gene Ontology annotation, molecular function: protein binding. Gene Ontology annotation, biological process: motile cilium assembly. Bases 517 to 3777 code for a protein of 1086 amino acids. NCBI's taxonomy places the organism in Eukaryota, Metazoa, Chordata, Actinopteri, Syngnathiformes, Syngnathidae. The record is from RefSeq and is a predicted model, not a curated record. Gene Ontology annotation, cellular component: ciliary basal body.